Populus euphratica (Euphrates poplar) is the source of this 2420-nucleotide messenger RNA. RefSeq names its product probable galacturonosyltransferase-like 7. Gene Ontology annotation, molecular function: glycosyltransferase activity. The coding region runs from base 613 to 1713 and encodes 366 amino acids. NCBI's taxonomy places the organism in Eukaryota, Viridiplantae, Streptophyta, Magnoliopsida, Malpighiales, Salicaceae. Gene Ontology annotation, cellular component: Golgi apparatus. The transcript has 2 exons. The record is from RefSeq and is a predicted model, not a curated record.
UACUCCCCGCAAUGCAAAUACGGUUAUUUAUCAAAUCGUAGAUAACAGAUUUUUAUUUCCUAAAAUUCUUCUGCCACCAUUUACUAUUGUAUCUUAUUAUUCUUUUAAAAAAUUAGAGAGUUGGCCUUCUAUCUAUGGUGGAAAACGCAAAGCAAUACAAAGCGAAGCUGGAUAAAGAGAAGCGAAGCAAGGCAAGGCAAAGCUCCCCACUCUCUCUCUCUCUCUGCCCUGCUUCUCUCUUCUCUCCUCUCUUUUCAUUUUAUUGAGGGAUAGGGUACAGGUAAGGUGGGGAGGGGGGGUAGAGUUCACGGUGGCGCACACUAGCACCAGGGUCUAAUUGUGCGCCCUGGUUCGUUUCAUGGAUUCUUGUAGUCGCUUCGUUCUCACGGUAAUACUACUUUGAAAGGAAAAGGGUGGGAGAGAGAAUCGAAAGUUUCCUUUCAUUUAAUCCACGCAUCAACUGCUGCUACAGAGAGUGUAGACCAAGCAAGCCUGGCGGACCUCAAGGGAACCUUGGCGUUCCUUCGAUCGUCCCUUAUUUCAAUAGUGGCAGAUCGGUUCGAUUUCAAAUCAAAGAAGAAGAGGAGGAGGAGAGGGAUUUACGGUGCGAAAAUGCUUUGGAUUCUACGAUUUUCAGGCUUCUUCUCUGCCGCUCUCGUCAUGAUUAUACUCUCUCCGUCCCUCCAAUCCUUCCCUCCAGCUGAAGCCAUUCACUCCUCCAAUCUCGACGGUCACCUCCGUUUCCCCCUUCUCUCCCCUGCAGAUUCCCGCACCCAACUAUCCUUCCGAAAAUCGACUAUAUUCCGCAAUGCUGAUGAAUGCGGCUUCUCCGACCACCAAAGCAGAGGCAAAACCAGUGUCUGUGAUCCUUCAUUGGUCCACGUAGCGAUUACUCUCGACGUGGAGUAUCUUCGUGGCUCAGUUGCUGCUGUUCACUCAAUUCUGCAGCACUCAAUGUGUCCGGAGAAUGUGUUCUUCCAUUUUUUAGUAUCUGAGACCAAUCUGGAAUCCCUGGUUCGAUCCACUUUCCCUCAAUUGAAGUUCAAAGUUUAUUAUUUCGAUCCGGAGAUUGUUCGGAGCCUCAUUUCCAGCUCAGUUAGGCAAGCGCUGGAGCAGCCACUCAAUUAUGCUAGGAAUUAUCUGGCUGAUUUGCUUGAGCCAUGUGUUAAAAGAGUGAUUUACUUGGACUCUGAUCUAGUUGUCGUUGAUGAUAUUGCAAAGUUGUGGACAACUAAUUUGGGUUCUAGAAUAAUCGGGGCUCCAGAAUAUUGCCACGCCAACUUCACUAAGUAUUUCACGGCGGAUUUCUGGUCCGAGAAGCGGUUUUCAGGGACAUUUCGGGGGCGGAAACCCUGUUACUUUAACACUGGAGUGAUGGUGAUAGAUCUGGUGAAAUGGAGAUGGGCCGGGUACACGAAGCGGAUUGAGAGGUGGAUGGAGAUCCAGAAGAGUCACCGGAUUUAUGAACUGGGUUCGUUGCCGUCGUAUCUUUUGGUGUUUGCGGGACACGUGGCGCCGAUUGGGCACCGGUGGAACCAACAUGGGUUAGGUGGAGAUAAUGUGAGAGGGAGUUGCCGGGACUUGCAUCCGGGUCCGGUUAGUCUAUUGCAUUGGUCAGGUAGUGGAAAGCCGUGGCUCAGGCUCGACUCAAAGCAACCGUGCCCUCUUGAUGCACUGUGGGCACCAUACGACUUGUACGGACGCCCACCUUGAAAAACUCUGCACUACUCGCCGGUGGAGUGUAAUGAACCAAAAAGGAUAGGGGCCAUGGGCUGGGGCAUGUGAGCCAAAACUUGUUUGCUAGGCGGCUGUCCAUUUUGUGUGAUGGCCGAAACGAAUGCCUUGUAUCCAAGCCAAGGGAGGGGUGCCGACCGUCGGAGCUAAUUUGGAGUCAAGUUUUUAUAGUAGCGAAGUCCAUGGGCUGCAUUUUGCCUUGCUUUGGUGGCAGCGGCGGACUUGUGAACCACCUCUUCCUUCCUGCCCCGUUGCGCAUUUUGGUGGCAACCACGUCUUAUCUGUGUAUGUUUAUUUAUUUUUUUAAUUUUUGACAAGUCGACUUGAAGAAAUGUAUGUAUAAAAAAAGCUUGGACGUUGGGUGAUCAAAUUUAUUUUGUGGCAUCAAAAGAGGGACCCAUAUGUCAUUGUUGCGUAGCAAAUGUCCAAAGUAGGGAUGGGGACCGAUUCCUUUUGCCCUGGCAUCACACGUGGCCAGUUGCCUGGACUCUCCUGGAAUCAGCUGGUUACAUGUGGUUAGUCCAACACCAUUAUUGGGUUGUAUUUUUUUUAUUUAUCGUAUUAAUUAUGGAAAUAAAAAACUAGGUAUUUGUUGGGUAUUUCCAUUGGAGGCUGCCCGUCUGCAGAAGAGAUAUUUCUGUGUACAUCGUUAUAUAAUACAAGUAAUGCUGAUUAAGAAAUGGCAA